Messenger RNA from Prunus avium (sweet cherry), 3267 nucleotides. RefSeq names its product protein WEAK CHLOROPLAST MOVEMENT UNDER BLUE LIGHT 1. NCBI's taxonomy places the organism in Eukaryota, Viridiplantae, Streptophyta, Magnoliopsida, Rosales, Rosaceae. Gene Ontology annotation, biological process: chloroplast accumulation movement; chloroplast avoidance movement. The record is from RefSeq and is a predicted model, not a curated record. Gene Ontology annotation, cellular component: cytosol.
CCGAUUUCGGUCAAAACCCGAGAAAAAAAGAAGAGAUUAAUUAUGAAGUUCAUGGAAACCACAGCCUGAGCUCGCCACGAAAAUACAGAAAUUAAAUUCCUAAAAUUAAAAAAAUUAAAUUCGAAAAAUCUGAGAUUGGAAGACAGAGCGUACAGAUGGAUCUAGUCCGUGUGACGAGCAAUCUUUAAUAUCGUCUCUCCAAUCCCACUUUCCUCCCAUCGCUUCUGGUCAUUCCGAUUCGCACCUGGCAGUCCUUUCCACUUUCUUUCUUGGAAUGGAGGUUGUGAAAACUGCGGAAGUAAUGGCUUCUCCAGAAUCUUCUUCAUCCUCCCACCAUGAUAAACAUGACAGUGAGAGUCAUUUGUUAACGACGGACAACUCUAAAUUAGAAACUGCACAAAGUUCUUCUGAUAGCGCAUCUGUGGAACAAAAUCAACUACUUCCGGCUGAUAACCCAGCUUCUAGCUCAUCAACAAUAGCAAAUGGUAAAUUACCAAUUGCAGAACCUGCUUCAAGUGGCUCCUCUCUGGAACAGAAUCAACUUCUUCCAACAGAUACCCCGGCCUCAACCUCAAUGAUUACAGUCAAUAAAACAGAGAAAGAUACUCAGGUGACAGAUUCUGGUCCCAAAAAUGUCGACCAUGGUUCAAAUAGCCCAUCUCUAGAACAAAAUCAUCUUCUUCCAACAGAUACUUCAUCAUCAGCUUCAAUAACUACAGUCAAUAAAACAGAGACAGAUACUCCGGAUACUGUGGUGGAAGAUUCUGGUCCUAAGAAAGGGGACAAUGUUGUGACGUCCACUAGGCGUUCUCUGCCCAAUAUAAAGGUUGCCAGAAAUACUGUUACAAAAUCUGAAGCCAGUUAUUCUCCUAAGAGUGCUAAGCUGGCUUAUGUGAACAAUGUAGUCUCAUCACCCAAUGUAAAGUUCGCUAGCUUUUCUGCGAGAAGAUCAGGAGCCAUUGAUUCUCCUAAGAGUGCUAAGAACAGAGGCCUUAUUGAUACAACUGCUCCUUUUGAAUCCGUUAAAGAAGCUGUUUCCAAAUUUGGAGGAAUUGUUGAUUGGAAAGCCCAUAGGAUCCAAACUGUGGAGAGACGCAAGAUUGUGGAGCAAGAACUUGAGAAAGCACAGGAGGAGAUUCCUGAGUAUAGGAAACAAUCAGAGGCUGCUGAAAAAGCAAAGGUUCAAGUAUUGAAGGAGCUGGACAGCACUAAGAGAUUCGUGGAAGAAUUGAAGCUCAACCUGGAGAGAGCACAAACAGAAGAACAACAGGCAAAACAAGACUCAGAACUUGCCAAACUAAGGGUGGAAGAGAUGGAACAAGGUAUUGCUGAUGAAGCUAGUGUUGCAGCCAAGGCACAGCUUGAGGUUGCUAAGGCGAGGCAUACGGCUGCAGUGACAGAGCUGAAAUCUGUUAAAGAGGAGCUGGAAGCACUGCACAAGGAAUAUGCUUCUUUAGUGACUGAGAAGGACAUGGCUAUUAAAAAAGCUGAAGAGGCCAUUUCUGCAUCCAAGGAAGUCGAGAAAACUGUGGAAGAACUGACUAUUGAGCUGAUUGCCACAAAGGAGUCAUUAGAGGCUGCGCAUGCUGCCCAUUUGGAAGCGGAGGAGCAAAGGAUUGGAGCAGUCAUGGCCAAGGAACAAGAUUCUCUUCAUUGGGAGAAGGAGUUAAAGCAGGCAGAAGAGGAGCUUCAGAAAAUUAACCACCAAAUUCUGUCAGCUAAGGAUCUCAAGUCAAAACUAGACACAGCCUCAGCCUUGCUACUUGAUUUAAAAUCUGAAUUAGCUGCAUAUAUGGAAUCAAGAUUGAAGGUGGAAAGUGAUGGAGGAAACUUGAAAGAUGAGCUACAGGAACCAGGGAAGAAAACUCAUACCGAUAUACAAGCAGCAGUUGCUUCUGCAAAGAAGGAGCUUGAGGAAGUGAAGCUCAACAUAGAGAAAGCAGUUGCUGAAGUAAAUUGCUUGAAGGUGGCUGCCACAUCAUUAAAAUCGGAACUUGAAAGUGAGAAAUCAGCUCUUGCCACCAUUAGGCAGAGAGAAGGAAUGGCAUCGGUGGCUGUUGCAUCUCUUGAAGCUGACCUGGAGAAGACCAGGUCUGAAAUAGCUGUUGUUCAGAUGAAGGAGAAAGAAGCCAGAGAGAAGAUGGUGGAGCUACCCAAAGAAUUACAGCAAGCAGCACAAGAGGCUGACCAGGCAAAGGUACUUGCUGGAACAGCUUUUGAAGAGCUUCGCAAGGCAAGGGAAGAAGCAGAGCAAGCAAAGGCUGGAGCGAGUACUAUGGAAAGUAGAUUACUCGCAGCACAAAAGGAAAUAGAGGCGGCAAGGGCUUCGGAAAAGUUGGCGUUAGCAGCAAUUAAAGCUUUGCAAGAGAGUGAACAAGCUAGAAGCAGCAAUGAUUCACCCAUUGGGGUAACGCUUUCUAUAGGGGAGUAUUAUGAGCUCAGCAAAAGGGCCCAUGAGGCAGAAGAACAGGCAAACACAAGAGUUGCAGCUGCAAAUUCCCAAAUCGAAGUGGCCAAGGAGUCUGAGCUGAGAAGCUUGGAAAAGUUGGAUGAAGUGAAUCGGGAAAUGGCUGCGAGAAAAGAAGCACUCAAGAUCGCAAUGGAGAAGGCUGAGAAGGCCAAGGAAGGGAAGUUGGGUGUUGAACAGGAGCUGAGAAGUUGGAGGGCUGACCAUGAGCAACAAAGAAAGCUUGGUGAAUCUGGCCAGGCAGCAGUAAAUCCCACUAAAAGCCCAAGGGCUAGUUUUGAGGGAAAGAAAGAAUCAAAGAACUUUGAUCGGGCGCCUUCUGCUGUAUCUUCAAGCCCCAAGUAUGGACUUGGAAGCCCCAUUGAAACUAAUGCGCCAGAAGCAAAGCAUGUAAAGAAGAAAAAGAAGUCCUUCUUCCCACGGAUUUUUAUGUUUUUGGCCAGAAGAAAGGCGCAUCAAAACAAGUCAACGUAACUCUUCAUUUUUCACAGGGUGAUUUCUCUCCGGGAGUGACGGUAAAUGCCGGAUCCGAUCUGACAUAUGUUUACUUGAGUGUACAUGUUGAUAUUGGUAAUUAUUUAUUGUAUGAUAAAGUUGAUUGGGUGAUAUAGUUUUGCUCAUUGUAAGGGCUGCUGGGUUGGUUUUGGAGCAAUACGGUUAUAUAGUUGGUGCCUGGUAAAUUGAGAGAGAGAAUAAGAGGAUUCUGUAUAUUGUGUACGAGGCUUGAAAUGUUGAAGUCAGACCUCUUGUAAAACAAGUGAUUCGCAUUUGCUGUAAUGAAAGAAUUUGGGUUUGAGCUU